Messenger RNA from Heterobasidion irregulare TC 32-1, 417 nucleotides. RefSeq lists its product as uncharacterized. Lineage: Eukaryota; Fungi; Basidiomycota; Agaricomycetes; Russulales; Bondarzewiaceae. The transcript has 5 exons. Gene Ontology annotation, cellular component: Golgi membrane; Golgi cis cisterna; COPII-coated ER to Golgi transport vesicle. Gene Ontology annotation, biological process: endoplasmic reticulum to Golgi vesicle-mediated transport; retrograde transport, endosome to Golgi. The record is from RefSeq and is a predicted model, not a curated record. Bases 1 to 417 code for a protein of 138 amino acids.
AUGUGGUUGACGGACAUGCAAAAAAUCGGCGUGGCGUUGACAACAUUUGGAGGAAUAUUCAUGCUGCUUGGUGUUGUGCUAUUCUUUGAUGGUGCACUACUUGCUCUGGGAAACAUUCUCUUUCUUGGCGGACUGGGCCUCAUCAUUGGGCCUCAGAAGACCUUCUACUUCUUCUCUCGCAAAAACAAGCUGCGUGGAACCCUCUGUUUUUUCGGCGGCAUAUUGCUGGUCUUCAUCAAAUGGCCCUUUUUUGGUGUGAUACUGGAGACAUUCGGUUUCCUCAACCUCUUUGGCGACUUCUUCCCUGUCAUCCUCACGUUCCUGCGACAAUUGCCGUUCAUAGGUCAAGUACUCAACAUGCCUUAUAUACGGAACGCCGCAGAUCGUCUUGCAGGUUCAAGAACGUCUAUCGUAUGA